AUGGCUGAUAAAGUGAGAUCCGAUCCUUUAAUUAAGCCCAAGGAUAUUGUCAAGCAUUUCAAGCAUGAUUAUGGGUUUGAUAUUCCUUAUCACAUGGCAUAUAGGGGCAAAGAGGCUGCUAAUAAGACGUUACAUGGUAGUGAAGCAUUUGGGUAUUCUCUAUUGCCUUGGUAUAUUGACACAUUAAAGAGAACUAACUCCGGUUCAUAUUGCAUCCUUGACUCUCUUGAUAAUCGUUUUCGUCGAUUGUUUAUAUCUUAUGGGGCUUGCAUAAACGGCUUCAAAUAUUGUCGACCUAUGCUGUUCCUUGAUGGGACUUUUAUUAAAAACAAGUAUAAGGGGAUGCUAUUGGGUGCUUGUGCUAAAACAGGGAACAAAGAUGUUUUCCCAUUUGCCUUUGCCAUUGUUGAUGCUGAAAGUAAAGAGAAUUGGAGGUGGUUCCUUGAACAUUUGGCAAUAAUCUUAGCGAGUGACUACCGGACUAUUGUAUUCAUGACAGACCAUGGAGCUGGUCUUUUGGAUGGUGUGAAAGAGGUGUUUCCAAAUGCGCCGCACUCCUAUUGUAUCAAGCAUCUAGAGGACAAUUUGAAUGGCAGGUAUCCAUGUUCCUAUGGUUCUACUUUUAAGGAACACAUUGUGAGAUUGUUUACACAAGCUGCAUAUGCUAGGACUUUAGAUAUCUUCAAUGAAAAGUUGGCAGAAUUUAGGAAGUAA
Messenger RNA from Rosa chinensis, 714 nucleotides. RefSeq lists its product as uncharacterized. Bases 1 to 714 code for a protein of 237 amino acids. The record is from RefSeq and is a predicted model, not a curated record. Lineage: Eukaryota; Viridiplantae; Streptophyta; Magnoliopsida; Rosales; Rosaceae. The transcript is spliced from 2 exons.